Plasmodium adleri (nom. inval.) is the source of this 1545-nucleotide messenger RNA. Its product is annotated as GPI transamidase component GPI16, putative. NCBI's taxonomy places the organism in Eukaryota, Apicomplexa, Aconoidasida, Haemosporida, Plasmodiidae. The record is from RefSeq and is a predicted model, not a curated record. The transcript is spliced from 3 exons. Gene Ontology annotation, biological process: attachment of GPI anchor to protein. Bases 1 to 1545 code for a protein of 514 amino acids. Gene Ontology annotation, cellular component: GPI-anchor transamidase complex.
AUGAAGCGUAUUAUAUAUAUUUAUUUAAGUAUAAUAUAUAUUCUUUCAUUUGUAAAUUCUUAUUUAAUUGAUGAGAGUAUCAAUUUAUUACCAUUAGAAAAUGAUCUAGUACACGUAAAACUGAAGCUAACUGUAAACGGAAAAGAUUAUAAAGAAUUUCUACCUAUAAAUAUCUUGAAAAUAUUAAAUAAUGUGAAUUCACUUAAAAUUAAUAUUAAAAGAGGUGUUUACCGAGAAUAUUAUAAUAAUAAAUAUUUGGACUCAUAUCCUUAUGGUUUUACUUUUGUAGUGGAUUUAAAAAAGGAAGAAAGAGAUAAAAAUGAUUUUUCGAAAGAAAAAGAAUAUAAUGAAUUUUCAAAGAAUGAAAUGUUUCUUUUAAAAAGUUUAUUGAAUGACAUUUGGGGUAUUACAGGUGUAUCAACUAACCUUUUAAAAACAAAAGAUUUAAUUAAAGUAGAUAAUAAAAUUUUUGCUUUUUUACCAGAUGAAAGUAUUUGUAUGGAAAGUUUUUCUUUAAUUAAAAAAAUGUAUCCAUGUAAAAAUUUUGGAGGUUUAUUUAAUUUAAUUAAUCCUUCAUAUUUAAUAACAACAUUAUCAACUAAUAUUGGAUUUGAACUAAAUGACAAUGAUGAAAAUUUUUUUGUUCUUUAUAUUGAAUAUAUUACAGAGCAUAAUCAUAAAGAAAAUAUAACCAUUAAUGAUUUAAUAAAUACUAAAUAUAAUAUAAAUGAAUGCCCUUUGAUUAAUAGAACUGCUCUUAUUGUUAAAAAAAAAGAAGAAGAUUAUGUUUCCACAAUCUUUGAAAAAUAUGAUAAUAUAGCAAUGGUAUAUGAAAACAUAAAUAUAUAUGAUAUUUUACAAAGAGGGAAACCAAAUAUAAUAGAGGAAUAUAUAAAUGUUAAUGUCUAUAAAGAAGAAUCUAAUAGCAUGAUAACAACAGAUAUAAGGAAAAAACAAAGUUCUUUAGUUUAUGUAUUUGAAAAUUUAAAUGACAAGAAUAGUAGUAAUUUUUUAUUUGUUGAUAAAUUGCCAUAUUAUUUAUCUCCAUUGUUACACACUUUAGUUAUACAAGGAAAGAAUUCUAAUAAAAAUGAUAAUUCCAAAAAAUAUUGUGAUUUCAUAUAUUUUGGUUUUAAUGCAAUUAACAAUUUUGAUAUUAAAUUUAGUAAUAUCGACAUGAUGCACUCUUUACCAAAAAAUGGAAACUAUUACUAUAUUAAUUUUAAGUACAUUUUGCCCCCUAAAUGUGAUAUAAUAAUUAGAUUUGAAAUAAUCAAAAUACAAAUCAGAUCCUUCGAAUUUGACUUUGAUAUAGAUAGAGGCAUAUUAUUGGAAAGUGGCAUAUUUAAACAAAAGAAAAAUUAUAUUUCAAAUGAAAAAAAUGACGAUUAUAUUUAUAAAUAUACUUCCUCAUUACUCAUUGAUAUUGUUUUACCAGACACAAGUAUGCCUUUUAAUGUUAUAGCAAUUUCAACAUGUGUUAUCAUGUUAUUUUUUGGGUUCAUCUUUAAACUUACUGCAAAAGAACAAACAAGAUAUGUAUAA